This is a messenger RNA of Gigantopelta aegis, 4131 nucleotides long. RefSeq names its product proton myo-inositol cotransporter-like. Bases 122 to 1948 code for a protein of 608 amino acids. Lineage: Eukaryota; Metazoa; Mollusca; Gastropoda; Neomphalida; Peltospiridae. The transcript has 9 exons. Gene Ontology annotation, biological process: transmembrane transport. Gene Ontology annotation, cellular component: membrane. The record is from RefSeq and is a predicted model, not a curated record. Gene Ontology annotation, molecular function: myo-inositol:proton symporter activity.
UGUAGAGGAUUUUUACUCUCCGCCAGAAAGCAAAGGACGCCCGAGAGUUUCGUUCUUUCAGACUGUAUUUUUGUGCCAGGGAGAGGAGAGGCGACGCGGUUAGCGGUCGGCUCCGGGAAUCAUGGCCAAGAUCAGCAACAGCACGGGGCGGGGGAGACCCAACAAGUUCUACGAUGACUCGGACGACGAGAAACUCGACCUGAAACUGGACAGCAUCGUGGAGAAGAAAACCACCCCACUUUUCAUAUACAUUCUGACCUUUUUCGCGGCUCUCGGAGGAUUUCUCUUCGGAUACGAUACGGGCGUGAUCUCCGGGGCGAUGAUUUUAAUCCGAAACACCUUCAGUUUGUCUUCGGUGUGGCAGGAGCUUGUCGUCGGUGUCACGAUAGGGGCGGCCGCCGUGUUCGCCCUCAUAGGGGGGUUCCUCAACGACCGACUGGGACGGCGCGCCGUUAUCAUGAUCGCCAGUCUGAUUUUCACCAUUGGGUCCAUAUCCAUGGCAGUUGCUAAGGACAAAUUUGCCCUGUUGUCAGGCAGAAUUGUUGUCGGUGCAGGAAUUGGUUUAACAUCGACCACCAUCCCCAUGUACCUCGCCGAAUGUUCGCCCUCCCACGUCCGAGGAAGUUUGGUAUCCACCAACAUUGCCAUGGUGGCAUUUGGUCAGUUGAUAGCCAAUAUUGUAGACGGGAUUUUUGGGUCGGAUACCGUGAAUGGAUGGCGGUAUAUGUUGGGCUUGGGCAGCAUUCCAGCCUUCAUACAGUUUGCAGGCUUUAUGUUUAUGCCGGAGAGUCCUCGAUGGUUGAUCAUACAGGGCAAAGAGGAAAAGGCCAGGAGGGUUCUUCAGUCCAUGAGAGGGCAGCUAGAUAUAGAAGAAGAGUUUGAUGCCAUAAAACUCACCUGUAAUCAAGUGCAGCAGGAAGAAAGGUCCAAAUCUCACAGGACAAUUUUUGUUCAAAUGUUAAAAACCCCGUCGAUUCGCAGAGCUCUGGCUGUAGGCUGUAGUCUGCAAAUUUUUCAACAGCUUGCAGGGAUAAACACAGUGAUGUACUACAGCGCUACGAUCAUCCGAAUGUCUGGCGUAGAGAGUGACGAAGCUGCAAUAUGGCUGUCUGCGGUCACAGCUGCUGUCAAUUUCCUUUUCACUCUCGUCGGCUUAUUUUUGGUCGAGAAAAUUGGUCGACGUCCACUGACGCUUGGAAGUUUAAUGGGUGCCAUUGUUAGUCUUGCCUGGUUAGCAGUGGGCUUCCAUCUUUCAGCUCUCAACACCCCACCCGUUGACAUUGUGGAACCGUCAGCUGCACUGUCGCACUGUGCACGUUACAGAAUCUGUAAUGACUGCAGACGCGACCUCAGCUGUGGGUACUGCUACAUGAGUGUGGACGACACUGUUGGGAACUCGUCCUGCUUACCAACAACAUACGACAACCCCUGGCUGUCCACUGCGGGCCGGUGUAACGCUUCUUCACUGCCUGGACCUCUCACCUGGGCGUACGACUAUUGUCCUACUAAUUAUUCGUGGAUGCCAAUGGUGGGCCUCGUCAUGUAUCUUAUAUUUUUUGCACCUGGCAUGGGUCCUAUGCCAUGGACUAUCAACUCUGAAAUUUACCCACUGUGGGCAAGAAGUGUGGGAACAUCAGUAUCUACAUUUACUAACUGGACCUGUAACCUGGCUGUGUCGAUGUCCUUUCUAAGUUUAACUGAAGCACUUACUCGAUAUGGUACAUUCUGGCUAUACGCCUGCUUAGCAUUUCUUGGAGCAAUAAUUCUGGCAUUGCUUUUACCAGAGACAAAAGGCAAAACUCUAGAAGAGGUUGAAGGAUUGUUUAACCAACCCUGGUUUGGAAACCCUGGACCCCAAAUAAACUAUAACACAAAAACAGUGCAAUAUGUACACAUACGAGGACUGAACAGAGACGGACGGGAAUCGGAAUUAGAUUCUCCAGAAUGAACAGAAUCAAGUUAAAAUGAAAAGAGGAUACAUGACUGAACAGCUUCAGAACAUUGAUAAUCAUUCAGAAGAAGAAAAAACAUGGAUUCUGAAUCAAGAUUUGAAUAGUGGACCUUUGAGAAGGUGAUCCAAUGAACAUAAGUGUUUACAAUGUAUGUAGUUAAAAGUUCAUCAAGCAGAAAUUAGACUCUUACCCCGAAAAAAGACACUCCACUCAAACAAAAAGAAGAAAAAAAGGGAGAGAAACCUAGAUAGAUAGCUUAUAAGCUAUAUAUACUUUUCAAGAUUGAACUAACAUCCUUAGGCUAUCAGUAGGUCAUCCAUUAGAAAGUACAAAUUAACUACAUAUACAUUGAAACCUGUCUAAACCGGAUCAUGCCAGGAACCUAAUAUUUAUUAGAUUUAGACAGGAUCCGCUGUUUAGAGGGUCGCAUGUUAGAAUUUAGCAAUUUCGGGACAUUUGACAGUAUUCUGGUUUGUUCAGGGUCCUCUUUAGGCAGGUUUCACUGUAUAUUUAAUAUUCACUGAGCAAAAUACAUGAUGGCAGACGUGUUUGAACAUAUAACUGGAAUCCUCUUGUCGUUUAUGUUUGAUGUGUUAGAUUAAAACUACAUAUAUAAUUGGUAGCAUGGGUCCCUGGUGAUUCAAGGUACUUAAUAAUUGUAUUAGUAUAUUUUAAAACUGCUUUGUAAUUAUAUUAUAAUUAUUAGUUGAAGAAACUUUUUAAUUGUUACUUGAACCAACAAUGCAGAAAAAUCUACAUAUUUGAUGCAAUCAAAAGUACACACGUGCUUACAAUCGGCCUAGCCCCGCUCACUGAACGAAAAAUUGUACAUCUGUUGAGUCGUGUUAUUUACUAUUUUCAAGUAUAGAAGCGCAAAACGUUAUAAGAACAAAGUAUAUAGCUGCAAUUAAAGCCAAUUUGCUUGGUUGAAUUUAUGUCUCAAAGCAAUCAAUAAAAAAGGAACUGAUUUUAUAAAUAUUUUAUUGAUUUAGCAGUCAGCAGAUUGCUGCAUGGUGGUUAAAAUAUAGAACAAACUACUUUUUUGUUUUUUAAAUAGUUUUGGUUAUUUCUAUUUGUAUUUUUUAUCUAAAUAUUCUUUUAAUAUUUAUUCAAAUAUAAUACUGACUAUACCGGUAUAUAUUGUAGUAAUAGAAAUAUUUUUAAAGUAAAACUCUGUUGAUCUACGUACAUCCUUAGUUUACGUUUUCAAAUUUUAGUGCCCAUAUUUGCUUCCAUAGAAAAACAAUUGAUGUGUGGUGUCACUCACUAGUAUGUCAAAAUGAACAUGCAUACUUCAAGAUAUAUAUUUUGGCCAUGAUCACCAUAAAUUAAGAAAACUACAAAUAUUUAAUUGACAUAUGGGUCAUGUGUUUUUGUCCUAUUUUGAUUCCUGUGUAGAAAAAAUAAUUUUUAAGGUAAAAUGUAACAAAAACUUGGAUAUACUUAAAAUUUCUUAGUUACUCGACUGUCUACACAUCUAUAAGACUUGGAACGUAAAUAAACAGUAGGUGGCAUAUUACUUUUAAAAUGGGGGAAAAUCCCAAAUGGCACAACUUAAUGGAGACAAUAUGACUCAACAGUAGUUUAUUCUAAUUUGUAUAAUUGUAUGUACUAUAUAAAUUAGAUAAGAUUAAAUAUUUUGUGUCAUAGUAAAAUUUGAUAUUUUAUGAUAUAGUACAUACAGGUAUAUUUAAUGGGCUGAAUGUAUAGGUAUAAGAUAAAAAACAAACAUGCCUUGUAACUUUGGCCCAAUACAUUUAAAAAUUUAUUUGUUACUCUACUUUGUAAUUCUGUUUGCUCAUCUGCACAUAACAGAAUAGCAAAAUAAGUGAAUUUAAUAAUUAACUCAGAUAUUUGGUCAAAGUGCGGUAAAAUAUAUACUGUACCAUAACAUAUUCCAACAUACUGGAAAGAUUAAGAGCCAGUUUCACAAAACAUCAUAAGUUUAAAGUUAACAUACGGUUGUCGUCUAUUUUAUGCAAAAAAAUUACAUUAUGACAAAAGAUGAAUGUGGUGUAAGGACGAAAUCAAAUAAAAUAUGUAUAUUUCAAACUAUAUUAGUUGUACUGUUUGUAGUUAUACAAACUGGGAUUUAGGCGUACAUUUACAUGCAAAACUAGACUUACGAUUGUUUUGUAAAAUUGGUUCCUGAUCUCUACAAAUACAGAAUUAUUAUUGA